Vicia villosa (hairy vetch) is the source of this 1221-nucleotide messenger RNA. Its product is annotated as AMSH-like ubiquitin thioesterase 2. Lineage: Eukaryota; Viridiplantae; Streptophyta; Magnoliopsida; Fabales; Fabaceae. The transcript is spliced from 8 exons. Gene Ontology annotation, molecular function: protein binding; metal-dependent deubiquitinase activity; K63-linked deubiquitinase activity. Gene Ontology annotation, cellular component: membrane; endosome. Gene Ontology annotation, biological process: protein K63-linked deubiquitination. The record is from RefSeq and is a predicted model, not a curated record. Bases 270 to 980 code for a protein of 236 amino acids.
ACUUUUUCUCACCCAAUUUUGUAAGCAAAAGUAUAAUGUUACCGACAUGAUAAGAGCAGAGUUGGUCACUUUGAUUCCGUGGCAGACUCUCUCAAAGGACGUAAUCAGCUUCACCAUUCACUUUUUUCCUCAUAACAAAAGCUUCAACAUAGCAAAGCUUAAGGGUCAUUGAUGGAAGCAGCUAAGAUUUUCACUAUUCCAAUUAGGAGAUUUGAGUAGUGUAGCUGGUGGAGCUAACUGAAUAUAUAUUUUUUGAAUCACUUUGUGCUAUGGAAUUCAGUAAAUCUUUUUUAGAUCAUAAAGUAACUAAGUCUUCACCUUCCCCUGCACUAUGUUGUGUGGAGACAGUGCCUAAAGAUGAUGAACAAAAUUCUCAUAUUACAGCUUUUAAUUCAGGAGAAGGAUCUUCCAAUUCCGGUAAUGAAUCGUCUUCGUCAACUACCGUACGCGAUGUGCAUAUAUCAAUGCGGUUAAUGGAGGACUUUCUUGAUCUUGCGAAAGAAAAUACCGAAAAGGAUCUGGAAACAUGCGGUAUACUUGGUGCAUUUCUGGAGAAAGGAACCCUCUAUAUGACUACACUGAUCAUACCGAAGCAGGAAUCAGCAUCUAAUUCUUGUAAUGCCACAAAUGAGGAGGAAGUUUUCACAAUUCUAAAUGAAAGAUCCCUUUAUCCUGUGGGAUGGAUCCAUACGCACCCUUCUCAAAGUUGUUUCAUGUCAUCGGUGGAUCUGCACACUCAAUAUUCGUACCAGGCGAUGAUUCCGGAGGCAUUUGCCAUUGUAUUGGCACCAACUGACACCUCAAAGAGCUGUGGACUCUUUCGCAUAACCGAACCUGAUGGGAUGAAUAUUCUAAAAAAUUGUCCGGAGAGAGGAUUUCAUCCACACAAAGAACCAGAUAAUGGGAGCCCUGUGUAUGAGCACUGCUCCAAUGUGUACAAAAAUUCCAAUCUAAGGUUUGAAAUAUUUGAUUUACGCUAAAAUGACUCUGAUUCUGCACAUAUUAUUCCAGGAAGGAACGAUGUAUAUAGUAUAAUUACAAGAAGCAUGUAAUAUUUACACCCAAAAAUUCUGAUAUACAGUUAUUGUAUCAAUUGGUUUAAUGUAAUAAGGUCAGUUAGAUACAUACCUCUUGGAUAUUCAUACUUAAUCAGGAUGGAAACUUUAAAGAUAAAUUGAAAGUUUGAGGAAAUAAACUCAAUAAAGAUUUCUUUGAUUUCUA